GGCCGCCAUCUUCUCCGUCGGGGAGGUACGCUGUACUUCUUUUAUAAAUAAAUUUAAGGUCGAUAGCACCGAGUAACGUAAACGUUUGACCUUAAACACUUGUGGAAGUCGAACCUGUCAGUGAAACGAGUUGUAUGUAAACUAGUAAUUUAGGUCGCAAUAAACUCAUUCAAAUAUCAAAUUUCACACAGGAAAAACAUCAUAAACGAACUAGAUAGCAUUGACGUCAUUUCCGCCUUUUCAACGACGUCACUAGAGGGAGCCGUGGACUGGAAUUAAAGAUGGUGUAUACGGCGAUAUCGUACGUUUUGUAAAAUAAAAACAACACGAUCGGUGCGAUAACAAGAAAAACGAUGAGUAGUUAGUGUAGGAGCGUAACUAUAAGGAUAAUUACUUUGUGCGCUUUGAGUGAGAGACAGGAAGUUAACACCGACGCGAGUAAUUGUAAAGAAUGUGUCACGAGUAUGAGCUAUCAUCUUUAAACGUGACUCGAGUCAUACACUAAAGUUCUUUGUAGGUGAAUAUCCUUAAUUUGCCAUGGCUGCCACUAUUGAAUUUCCUCCCGUUACUUUCAGUUCUACGUUUCUACCUUAUUUUAUACAGGUAGCCAAAUCCAAUGGUAAUAAGAAUUCUGAAUUAGCCGAAGUCGUGCAGCAGAAAAACUUGCAAAAUUUGAAGAAGGCGCCCAAAAAAAAAUGGAAACGUCUGACGAGAAGCGGAAUUAGAACUCAACCGAAAAAACUAGAAACUGAAUUAGCCGAAUGUCAACUUGCUUAUGCAAAAGGCGUAUUGGAAAAUAUAGAUAACGAUGAUCUAACUUUAUUGCAUCUUCUUGCUUUGGUAAGUUCAUAUACAUAAAUAUUUUAAAUAUAUAUU
This is a messenger RNA of Centruroides sculpturatus (bark scorpion), 876 nucleotides long. RefSeq lists its product as uncharacterized. NCBI's taxonomy places the organism in Eukaryota, Metazoa, Arthropoda, Arachnida, Scorpiones, Buthidae. The transcript is spliced from 2 exons. Bases 538 to 858 code for a protein of 106 amino acids. The record is from RefSeq and is a predicted model, not a curated record.